This is a messenger RNA of Closterium sp. Naga37s-1, 429 nucleotides long. Lineage: Eukaryota; Viridiplantae; Streptophyta; Zygnematophyceae; Desmidiales; Closteriaceae. The record is from the annotation of a GenBank genome assembly.
AUGUCUUGGCAAUCCUACGUGGAUGAUCACCUGAUGUGUGCCCUUCCUCACGGAGGGCAGUUGAAGGCGGCUGCACUUUAUUGUCAGGAGGAUGGUGCCUGUUGGGCGCAGAGCGCUGAAAUGCCAGUGGUCACUAAAACGCAGCUCGACGGCAUUAUUGACGCGUUCGACAAUCCACAGACGAAGCUGGCGUCAAAUGGGCUGUUUCUGGGUGAAGAGAAGUUCAUGAUGGUGGCGGGUGACCCUGGCGCUGUCGUUCGUGGCAGACAGAAAGAAAACCCGGAAAAGGGCCGGAAGGCCCGUGGUUGCUGCAUCAAGAAGACUGGCAGUGCGUUAGUCUUCGGCAUUUUCGAAGAGCCUGUGACGGCAGCUGACUGCAAUAUUGUUGUUGAGAACCUGGGCGAUUACCUCAUCGGCCAGGGCUACUAG